GAACUGUGCGAGUGUGUGUUUAGCUGUGUGUGUGUGGAGGCCCAAUUGGAUUCGUAUGCGUCAUGUCCAUCGAUUUCGACUAUAAAACGAAGACAGUGAAACGAACCGUUAUCAAACAAAGCUCACAGUUUCAACUAGUCACAACUAGCCAACAAAAAAAAACAACCAACAAAACUAUCAACAUGAAAUUCUUCGCCGUCUGCUUCUUCGCUGUUGUGGCUGUCGCCGCUGCCAAGCCUGGAAUAUUGGCUGCUGCUCCUCUGGCCUACACUGCUCCAGCUGUCGUAGGUAGUGCCGCCUAUGUGGCUCCCUAUGCCUCCAGCUUCAACGCUCACCAGGUAGCCCACAGUGCUGCCUUCCCAGCUGCAUACACCGCCCCGAUUGCCGCUCCUCUGGCCGCCGCUGCUUACACUGCUCCAGUUGCUGCCUACUCUGCAUACUCCGCUCCUCUGGCCGCAGCUUACACUUCUCCCCUGGCUUACUCUGCUCCAUUGACCGCUGCCUACACUGCUCCCAUUGCCCGUUAUGCUGCCGCUGCUCCCAUCGCUGCUGCCGCUGCUCCCAUCGCUGCUGCCGCUUACACCGCACCCAUUGCAGCUGCUCCAUUGGCCGCUGCUGCUCCCGUCCUCCUGAAGAAGUAAACAACGAUCAGAAACAUGUGAUCAUAUAUUGCCCC
This is a messenger RNA of Drosophila willistoni, 676 nucleotides long. RefSeq names its product cuticle protein 12.5. The transcript is spliced from 2 exons. The coding region runs from base 63 to 641 and encodes 192 amino acids. The record is from RefSeq and is a predicted model, not a curated record. Lineage: Eukaryota; Metazoa; Arthropoda; Insecta; Diptera; Drosophilidae.